Molecule: messenger RNA, 1441 nt
Organism: Trifolium pratense (red clover)
Lineage: Eukaryota; Viridiplantae; Streptophyta; Magnoliopsida; Fabales; Fabaceae
Product: ADP-ribosylation factor-related protein 1
Exons: 7
Coding region: 279-896 (205 amino acids)
Biological process (GO): protein localization to organelle; intracellular protein transport; Golgi to plasma membrane protein transport
Cellular component (GO): Golgi apparatus
Molecular function (GO): GTP binding; GTPase activity
Source: RefSeq, a predicted model, not a curated record
ACGAAAAUGUUCGUUCAUGUUUAUUUUUCUCACGUUACGCGUUUGCGAUAAAUAGAGCUUCCAGAACCAAAAUCGCCCAAUUCCGAUCCGAUUCCACCGUAAUCAUCGGAUCUUUCUUCAACCGCCGUCUAUCGCCGCUCGUUUCCACCGUUCUCGCCGGAAUUCUUUAUGCUGAUGAAAUUGUGAAACAAUGAAUAGUGCUCGAGCUUUCAAGUAAAAUGUCAUGAACUACAUGUGUUUGUAUCCUUGAAGGUUGAGCUAACUUAAACAGGAUAAGGAUGUUUUCGUUAUUUUACGGAUUUUGGCAGUACAUGUUCAGCAAGUUAGAGCUUCAUGUACUCAUUUUAGGAAUUGACAAGGCUGGCAAAACGACUUUGCUUGAGAAGAUGAAGUCAGUGUACUUGAAUGUAGAAGGCCUUCCUCCUGAUCGAAUUGUUCCAACUGUGGGAUUGAAUAUUGGUCGAAUUGAAGUGGCAAAUAGAAAACUUGUGUUCUGGGACCUGGGAGGUCAGCUUGGUCUUCGCUCAAUCUGGGAGAAAUAUUAUGAAGAGGCACACGCUGUAGUGUUUGUUAUAGAUGCAUCUUCUCCCUCACGAUUUGAAGAUGCAAAGUCCGCACUUGAAAAGGUGCUUCGACACGAGGAUCUCAAAGGAGCCCCUCUAUUGAUAUUAGCAAACAAGCAAGAUCUUCCUGACGCAGUAUCAUCUGAAGAACUUGCUCGGUAUCUAGAUUUAAAGAAGCUGGAUGAAAGAGUUUACAUGUUUGAAGCUGUGUCAGCAUAUGAUGGGCUGGGGAUCAGGGAAAGUGCAGAAUGGCUAGUGGAAGUGAUGGAGAGAAGCAAGAGAACUGAAAUGUUGAGAUUGCGGGCAGGUGCAAUGGGUCCAGGUUCUGCCUAGAGAUCCUGACAUUAAACUAAAAUGACUACUCCAUUCAUUUAUAGUUUUGUAUAUCCAAAUUGGGAAGUACAUGAUUAGAAGUCAGUAAGAAGAAAAAGGAAACGAACAACUUGGUGCUACAUUAGACUGAGCCGUGAAAUUACAUCAUGGUUUAACUUGUAAUAUCUCUGUUUCAUAUGAGGCUCAGUCUCCAGUAUCACAUGGAGCAAGUUUUCUUCAGACAUGCCCUAUAUAAUCAAUCUGUCAAGUGCUUGGGCUGAAGGGUUUUCUUCUUCUGCCUCCUCACAUCCUUUUGUCAAUGUCAAUUCUAGAUUUAAAUUUCCUAUUUGAAUUUGAAUAAGUUUAAUUUACUUUCCUUCCUGUAGCAUUAUAUGGACACUGCACUGCAUUACAGACCCAGGUUGUCUGGUAUGGUAUUGUGUAAAAUACAAGUUAUGAAGUAGAUAAACUUGGGGUGUAGUUGAAUUUUGUGAGAGGAGUCUGAUUGGGGGAGCUACAUACAUGUUUGAUUAUUAUUUUUUUAGUAAAAAAGAUUUUGAUUUUCA